Closterium sp. NIES-67 is the source of this 1755-nucleotide messenger RNA. The record is from the annotation of a GenBank genome assembly. NCBI's taxonomy places the organism in Eukaryota, Viridiplantae, Streptophyta, Zygnematophyceae, Desmidiales, Closteriaceae.
CAUGUUCAGCCUUUUUUGGCAUUUUGAUGAGUGCAGCGAUGUAAACAUUAAGCCUUAACGUAUGAGCCUACUAUGUAGAACUUCUAGGACGCGUAAACAAGCGCAUGUUAGAACUUCCGGUUGCUCAUAAUGGCCGGCACACCAGCCACAACAGCUAACGAGGCGUCUUCAAGUCUAGGGUCCACGGGAAGGGAAUCAGGAACAGCGACACAUGCCAACGAGACAGGAGUGCAGUUUCCCUCUGCAUCUCGGGCGCGGCGGCAAGAAUCGUCAGGCGUGCAGUUUCCGCCAGCGGCGCAGAACGGCAAUAGGCGGGCGGAGGAUGCCCCGGCGGCGGCUCCCUCUGGGGUUCCCCCGGGCGUGCAGUUUCCGCCGGCGGCGCAGCCAGAGGUGAUGCGCGCCGCGGAGAAGGACGAGCUGUACGCGGCGUCGCUGGGCGACAUGUGUCACGAUGUGAUUGGCUCGCAGCUCGGCCACCGCGUCGCCGGCCAAUGGGGCGGCCAGAUCCGCAUGGCGGCUCGGUGUCUUUACUACCUCGUGACGACGGGUGCUGGCAGCAGAACUCUAGGGGAGGAAUACUGUGAUAUACUGCAGGUAUCAGGCAGCUACAACCUCCCCCCGACCCCAGCGCGGCGGCUCUCUCUAGUGCUGCUGCACGCGCUUCUACCUGCCAUGGCAGCUCACAUCAGCGCCAGAGCCGCCGUCCGGGGAAGGGCGCUGGCUGCAGCGGGGGAGGCGGGUUUUGGCAGCAGUGGAGACAGCCGCAGUGGCAGCGACAGUAGCAGCGGCGCUGCAGCAUCGGGGGCAGGGGGUGCAGCAUCGGGGGCAGGGGCUAUGGCGGUGGGUGUCAACUGGUGGAGGCAAUGGAUGCAGCAAGUGAGGGAGGGAGUGAGGGCGAUGGGGAGGAGGGCUCUGGUGGUGUGGGCGGGGGUGGCAGCACGAGGGGGGGAUGUCGUGAUGCUGCUGGGGAGGGCGCACCUGCUACUUUUCUACUGGCACGGCACGUACCUGCACUUAGCUAAGAGAGCGACAGGUGUUCGGUACAUCUACACCGCUCAACCACCCGCGUACUCUCCCAGGUACCACAUGCUCGCGUUCUUUCUCUUCAUCCAGCUCGCCAUCCUCUCCUCUGAUUGGCUCCGCCGCUCCCUGCUGCAACAGAGGCCCCUGGCGCAUCCUCUGCCACUCGCAGGCCCACAGCCAGUGCUCGAUGCACCAGCGGAGUCCAGCACAGGGUGGAGUGCGGAGGAGGCGUCUCAAGAGUCCCAGAAUGAGAGGGAGGAGGAGAAUGAGGCGAGUGGCCGCUGCUCCCUGUGCCUGGCCACGCGCUGCCACCCCACCUGCUGCCCCUGCGGCCACAUCUUCUGUUGGGGUUGCAUUGCGGAGUGGUGCAACGAGAAGCCCGAGUGCCCGCUCUGUCGCUCACCAGCUCCACACUCCUCCCUUGUUCCGCUGCAUCAUGCUGCCUUCUGAGGCUGUACUGUACGCAGCUACCGUUACCAACGCUGCACUUUGACACCAGGUGUCGGCAGCGAGAGGGGCCUUAUUGAUGCAGAGGCAGCAUGUCGAGCCUUUUGUAAUUGAUGCAGGGGCCGCAUGUCGAGCCUUUUGUAAUUGAUGCAGGGGCCGCAUGUCGAGCAUGCCCGUGAGCUAGGGGUUCCAAGAGCAGGGAUGCUUCAUAAGGUACACUGAUACUGGUGCUGAUGCUGAUACUUGUAUUGCACUGCAGCACCCUAAUAGAUAUCUACAUCGUGU